AUGGCCCACAGUAUGGCUGCCACCGACACCUGCGCCACACGGUGUUAUGGACAGCUCGCACAUCGCAUCGGACAGCUCAAUUCUGAUGCAAACAUUACGCGAUGCGAGUGUGUGUGUAUGUAUGUGCCAGUGCAGAAAGUGCGUGCAGGGACAUGUCUUCACAGAAGAGAGGAACAAGUAGCACUUGCAACUAAAGAAAAACGAAGUUUUUGCAUAAGUCUGUAUGCUUCCCGUCUGGAAGUCAUCUGA
Molecule: messenger RNA, 249 nt
Organism: Brugia pahangi
Lineage: Eukaryota; Metazoa; Nematoda; Chromadorea; Rhabditida; Onchocercidae
Source: the annotation of a GenBank genome assembly